Triticum turgidum subsp. durum (durum wheat) is the source of this 1893-nucleotide messenger RNA. Lineage: Eukaryota; Viridiplantae; Streptophyta; Magnoliopsida; Poales; Poaceae. The record is from the annotation of a GenBank genome assembly.
AUGCUGUGGAAUAGCUCCGUGACGCCCGUGGGAGCCGUGGUGAAGGACGACAUGGACCUGUGGCAGCGGCAGCCGCUGGAGACGGUCUAUCGCCUCAACGUCGGAGGGCCCAAGAUGACCAUUGAGAACGACACGCUGUGGCGGACGUGGCUGCCCGACGGUCCCUACCUCUACGACGCCUCCGGGCUGUCGGUGGUGAGCAACACCUCCAACCCGAUCAUCUACGAUUCAUCGAACGGAUACACGAGGGAGGUGGCGCCAGAUGUCGUGUACCAGACCCAGCGCAUGGCGAACGUGACGGACUUACUGGCGGCGACAACCCCGGGCCAGAACUUCAACCUCACGUGGACGUUCCCGGCGGUGAAGGGGUCCCGCUACCUCGUCCGCCUCCACUUCUGCGACUACGAGGUGGUCAGCUCCGUCGUCGGCGUUGGCAUCGUCUUCAACGUCUACAUCGCGCAGACCAUUGGCACUCCAGACCUCACGCCGAAUGCUCGGGCGACUCAGUCGAACGAGGUCUUUUACAUGGACUACGCGGCCAGGGCGCCGAGCACCGGGAACCUCACGGUGAGCAUCGGCUGGUCGUCGAAAAGCAGCGGAGGUGGGAUACUGAACGGGCUAGAGAUUAUGAGGCUGCCGCCCGUUGAUUUGAGCUCGAGGAGGUACGGCAGGACGAAGAGGACCAUUGUCAUUACGGUGUCGGCAGUGCUCGGCGCCGCCGUUCUUGCUUGCGUGGUGCUCUGCUUUUUCGGCGUGCCGUAUACGAAGUACAGCGGCUCCGGCUGGGCUGAGCAGUUCACGAACCGAUGGUCCAGAGAGGGCAAGACCAGCGGGUUGCAGAGUGUGAGCACGAAGCUGCACAUCGCUCUCGCGAAGAUCAAGGCCGCCACGGACAACUUCCACGAGCGCAACCUCAUCGGCGUGGGCGGGUUCGGGAACGUGUACAAGGGCGUGCUCGUUGACGGCACGCCAGUGGCGGUGAUGCGCGCCAUGCGCGCCUCGCAGCAGGGGUUGCCGGAGUUCCAGACGGAGAUCGUGGUGCUGUCCGGCAUCCGGCACCGGCACCUGGUGUCGCUCAUUGGGUACUGCAACGAGCAGGCGGAGAUGAUACUGGUGUACGAAUACAUGGAGAAAGGCACGCUGCGGAGCCACCUGUACGGUUCCGACGAGCCGGCGUUGUCAUGGAAGCAGAGGCUGGAGAUCUGCAUCGGCGCGGCGAGGGCCCUGCACUACCUGCACAGAGGCUACGCGGAGAACAUCAUCCACCGUGACGUCAAGUCGACCAACAUCCUCCUCGGGAGCGACGGCGGCAGCACCGGUGGCGUGAUCGCCAAGGUGGCCGACUUCGGGCUGUCGCGCAUCGGGCCGUCGUUGGGGGAGACGCACGUGAGCACGGCGGUGAAGGGCAGCUUCGGGUACCUGGACCCGGGGUACUUCAAGACGCAGCAGCUGACGGACCGGUCGGACGUCUACUCCUUCGGCGUGGUGCUGUUGGAGGUGCUCUGCGCGCGACCUGUGAUCGACCAGAGCCUGGACCACGGCCGGAUCAACAUCGCCGAAUGGGCCGUGAGGAUGCGCAGGGAAGGGCGGCUCGACAAGAUGGCCGACCCGAGGAUCGCCGGCGAGGUGGACGAGGAGUCGCUGCUCAAGUUCGCAGAGACCGCUGAGAAGUGCCUGGCGGAGUGCUGGGUGGACCGGCCGUCCAUGGGCGACGUGCUGUGGAACCUGGAGUAUUGCCUACAGCUGCAGGAGACCAAUAUCACCGGGGACGGACUCGACGACAUGGUACCGUCGUCGACGAGCUUGUUGAUGGACGAGACCGACUUGAGCAUGACCAAUGUCGCCGACAGCAAGGUAUUCUCCCAGCUGAGCGCCCGCGGCGAGGGACGAUGA